GGAUCCGAUCCACGCGGGGCAUCUUGCGGUAUAUCCUGCGGGACUCGCUGUCUCUCUGUGAUCACAUACCGAUUGAUCCAAUAUGGGAGUCGAGCAGAACGGAAAGACUGUGGUGCUGAAGCAUGACUCGGGAGCUUCUGUAGAGGUAUAUCUCUUCGGAGCUACCGUCACGUCUUGGAAAGUCGAUGGAGAGGAGAAAUUCUUUCUCUCGUCCAAAUCCUCACUUGACUCGAGCAAGCCAAUCAGAGGAGGUAUUCCCAUCGUCUUUCCCAUCUUUGGCGCUCCUCCUUCCUCUCCCCCCGAAUACGCAGCCUUGAAACAACAUGGAUUCGCUCGAACUGCCGAUUGGUCCGUUGAUAAAGUCAUCAUGGAUCGACCAGAAGGCGUCUCCGUCCGAUUCGUAGCCCCUCCCCCUCCCUCAGAAUUCAAACACUCUUACAAACUCGCUUUUGUCGUCACGCUCGCCGCGCACCAAUUGUCAACCGAUCUGCACAUCAUCAAUGAAGGCAAGGAAGAGUUCCAAUUCCAAGCGCUACUGCACAACUACCUCGCAGUUCCCGAUGCGAAGAAACUCAGCGUCGAGGGUAUCGACAAGGGAACCCGAUACAAGGACAAGACUCAGAACUUCAAAGAGUUGAUCUGGCCCGGAGAGCCUUUAACCAUUACUCAGGAGACUGAUGCCGUGUUCCAAAAGCUCGAGACGCAAGAACUCAAGUUGGACUACGGUAAUGGCAAGGGACUGAAUGUCCGAUUCCGAGGUUUCGAAGACUGCACAAUCUGGAACCCUCAAGAGAAAGGAAAGACCAUGGCUGAUAUGGAGGACGGCGGAUGGGAGCGAUACAUUUGCAUUGAGCCUGGUUUCGUCAGAGAAUUCAAGUACCUUCAACCAGGCGAAGAGUUCCUAGGUCAACAGGUCUUGACCAUCUUCUAGCCACCUGUCAAUGACUCGAAAACUCGAAAAACGAUGCUCGGAGCAUGAGAUAGCUCCGAUACAAUGCAUGAUGUUCCCUGUACCAAGCUGGAACCUUCCAGACCUUUUUGACG
This is a messenger RNA of Kockovaella imperatae, 1044 nucleotides long. RefSeq names its product galactose mutarotase-like domain-containing protein. Lineage: Eukaryota; Fungi; Basidiomycota; Tremellomycetes; Tremellales; Cuniculitremaceae. The record is from RefSeq and is a predicted model, not a curated record. The coding region runs from base 83 to 931 and encodes 282 amino acids. Gene Ontology annotation, biological process: carbohydrate metabolic process. The transcript is spliced from 8 exons. Gene Ontology annotation, molecular function: isomerase activity; carbohydrate binding.